UCUCUCAAACUUUCUCGCUCCUCACUUCCUUCCUCGUUUUUCUCAUCUUCAGUAAGCAGUUACCGUUAAAAGUUCAAUUCCCUUUUUUCCCCUAAAAUUCUAAAAACCCAAAUUUAUUAUGGUAUCUCUUUAUCCAUUUCCGAGUAAUUUAGGGUUUUGAGUGGCUACUGUUUGGCGCAAUUAGGUGAAUUGAAGGCAUGGGUCGAUCGAGGGCAGUCUCUCGUCCCACUGAAGAGGAUCUCAAUCAAAGAUCCAAAAGGAAAAAGACCGGGUCUAGUGUUGUCGACAAUGUAGAGCUCCCAUCUACUGGCGUUGGGCAGGUACCAAGUGAAGCAAAAGGGCCAGCUUUAUAUCACUGUAAUUAUUGCAACAAGGAUCUUUCUGGAAUGGUUCGGAUUAAGUGUGCAGUUUGUCCAGAUUUUGAUCUUUGUCUUGAAUGCUUUUCCGUUGGAGCUGAAAUUUCUCCUCACAAAGGCAAUCAUCCAUUCAGGGUUAUGGACAAUUUGUCUUUCCCACUUAUUUGUCCAGACUGGAAUGCAGAUGAGGAGAUAUUGCUUCUUGAGGGGAUUGAAAUGUACGGAUUCGGGAAUUGGGCUGAAGUUGCAGAACAUGUUGGAACCAAGAGCAAAUCACAAUGUAUUGAUCACUAUAAUGCUAUAUACAUGAACUCUCCUUGUUUUCCUCUGGCAGACUUGUCUCAUGUUAUGGGAAAGAGCAGAGAGGAGCUCCUUGCCAUGGCCAAAGGGAAUGGUCAAGUCAAAAAAGAAUUCACCACACAUGGUGAGCUUUCCCUGAAACAACAGUCUUCCUCCGGUGCAAAAGUCAAAUACGAGGCACCAAGAAAAGAAGACCCAGCUCAUCAAUCAUCAUCUAGCUUAACCGGAGAAAUAGGGUCUCGUAUUGAUUCAAGCAGUGGCGGCAACACAUUCCCAGGUGCUGGCAAAAAGACCUCCAACAUGGUUCAGAAUAAAGAAGGCAUUAAAGUAGAAGAACCUCAAUCAGACAGGAGCAUUGGCGAGAAAAAACCUAGGGUUUUCACCGAGGAGGAACCUUCUAUAACUGAGCUGAGUGGCUAUAAUUCCAAGAGGCAGGAAUUUGAAAUUGAAUAUGAUAAUGAUGCGGAGCAGUUAUUGGCAGACAUGGAAUUUAAGGAUACCGACACUAAGGCUGAGCGUGAAUUGAAGUUGCGUGUACUACAUAUAUACUCAAAAAGGCUUGAUGAGAGGAAGCGCAGGAAGGAUUUUAUCCUUGAAAGAAAUUUACUUUACCCCGACCCUUUCGAGAGAAACCUCUCACCCGAGGAGAGGGAAAUAUACCAGCGUUACAAGGUGUUUAUGCGCUUCCACUCAAAAGAAGAGCAUCAAGAGUUGCUUAAGAGUGUCAUAGAGGAACAUCGGAUUGUCAAAAGAAUACAAGAACUUCAGGAAGCUCGAGCUGCUGGUUGCCGAACCACUGCUGAAGCCAAUAAAUUUAUUGAACAGAAGAGAAAAAAGGAAACUGAAAAAAAUGCCCAGAGACUCAAGGAAAGUGUACAAGCUGGUCCUAGUGGCAAAGUGUUACUGCAUGGCAGUCCGAGAGGUGUCGUGAGAGGAUCCACUGGUUUACAACCUUCCGGUAAAGAAUCAUCAACUUUCAUGGGACAAACUACAUUAAGCACCCUGGAUGAUUGGGAUAUCACUGGAUUCAUAGGAUCAGAUUUGUUGUCGGAUACUGAGAAACAGCUGUGCAGUGAGAUCAGAAUACUGCCAUCACAUUAUCUGUCAAUGUUGCAGACCUUAUCAAUGGAGAUUAUGAAGGGAAAUAUUAGCAAGAAAUCUGAUGCUCACAACCUGUUCAAAGUUGAAGCAAGCAAGGUGGAUAGAGUGUAUGAUAUGUUGGUGAAAAAGGGGAUUCUUCAAAAUGCAGCACCUCCAGUUUUGUAGAUUGAAAUUGUACAUAUCUAUUCAGAUGGGUAGAAAGAUUUAUUAUAUUGCUCAUUCAUACUACAAUUUAUCAUUAGCAAGAAAAAGA
Molecule: messenger RNA, 2010 nt
Organism: Hibiscus syriacus
Lineage: Eukaryota; Viridiplantae; Streptophyta; Magnoliopsida; Malvales; Malvaceae
Product: transcriptional adapter ADA2a-like
Exons: 13
Coding region: 198-1922 (574 amino acids)
Biological process (GO): regulation of transcription by RNA polymerase II; chromatin remodeling
Cellular component (GO): nucleus
Molecular function (GO): protein binding; chromatin binding; zinc ion binding
Source: RefSeq, a predicted model, not a curated record